AUGGCUGGUGGUACUGUCAAGUACCGACAUCUGAGUCGCAAUUCAGCAGCCCGUGUGGCCCUGCUGCGCGGUCUGGUUACUCAGCUCGUCCAAAACGAACAUAUCCACACAACUUACGCCAAGGCAAAGGAAGCCCAGCGCAUGGCAGAGAAGCUCAUCACACUGGCGAAGAGGGACAACGAGCCUGCACGGAGAUCAGCACAGGGUAUCCUAUAUACACCCACCACAACCCUACCUAAACUGCUGGGCGAGCUGCGAAAUCGAUACUUGACCCGAGAGGGAGGCUAUACUCGCGUCGUGCGCACCGAGUCAAAGAACACAUAUGAUCAGGGCGAGAGCGCCAUCCUUGAAUUCGUCGACGGCCCAAAGGACUCACGGUUCAUGAUGACUGCCAAGACAGUUGCCCGCGACCGAAUGCUGGGGCAAGAGCAUACUCCUGUCACCAGAACCAACAUCAAGAAAGUCACACAGUUCCGCGGCGAGGUGCCGUUUGAGGAGAUGGUGCGGAGGUUUAUGAUCUUGAAGACUGGUGAGAAGACUGGACCAUCACGGGAUGAGAGUAGUUUGGCCGAAGUUGAGGCCGAGAAGGCGGCAGACAAGAAUGCUGAGCGGGCAAAGGAAAUGGCCGCUGGCAUCGUACCGGAGUCAGUGAGAAAGGCGGCGCAACGGAAGAACUCGCCAUAG
Fusarium musae is the source of this 684-nucleotide messenger RNA. RefSeq lists its product as uncharacterized. Gene Ontology annotation, molecular function: structural constituent of ribosome. NCBI's taxonomy places the organism in Eukaryota, Fungi, Ascomycota, Sordariomycetes, Hypocreales, Nectriaceae. The record is from RefSeq and is a predicted model, not a curated record. Gene Ontology annotation, cellular component: ribosome; mitochondrial large ribosomal subunit. Gene Ontology annotation, biological process: translation. The transcript has 2 exons. The coding region runs from base 1 to 684 and encodes 227 amino acids.